This is a messenger RNA of Candida dubliniensis CD36, 1737 nucleotides long. RefSeq names its product aspartate--tRNA ligase (gene DPS1-1). The coding region runs from base 1 to 1737 and encodes 578 amino acids. The transcript has a single exon. The record is from RefSeq and is a predicted model, not a curated record. Gene Ontology annotation, molecular function: aspartate-tRNA ligase activity; ATP binding; RNA binding. Gene Ontology annotation, cellular component: cytoplasm; cytosol; aminoacyl-tRNA synthetase multienzyme complex. Gene Ontology annotation, biological process: aspartyl-tRNA aminoacylation. Lineage: Eukaryota; Fungi; Ascomycota; Pichiomycetes; Serinales; Debaryomycetaceae.
AUGUCGGUUGAAAAGCAAGUAGAGGAAUUAUCCAUCAGUGAAAACCCAGCUGCUUCAAUAGCAAAUGAAUCUGCUCCAGCCACUACUGCCACCAAUAGCAAGAAUGUUGAAGGUGAAGAGGUAGUUUUGGGUGAAGAUGGCCAACCAUUGUCCAAGAAAGCCUUGAAGAAAUUGUUGAAAGAAAAAGAAAAAGCAGCCAAAAAAGCCGAAAGAGAAGCUCAAUUGGCCAAAGAAAAAGCAGCCAGAGAGGCCGAAGCAGCUAAUGAUCCAGCUAAAGAGAAUUAUGGCAAAUUACCACUUAUAAACUCAUCGACUAGAAAUGCUGACGAAAAACGUAUUCUUUUCAAAGACUUGUCUGUUGCCAAUGAUGGAGAGACUGUAAUCUUCAGAGCCAGAGUACACAACACCAGACAACAAGGUGCCACUAUGGUGUUCUUGACAUUAAGACAGCAGUCCGAAUUGAUACAAGCUUUGUUGAAGACUAACAAAGAUACCGACUCCACUGCUGUUUCCAAACAAAUGGUUAAAUGGACCGGUUCAGUCAACUUGGAAUCUAUUGUUUUGGUUGAAGGUAAAGUAGCUAAAGUUGAAGAAAAAAUCAAAUCUGCCACUGUUCAAGAUGUUGAAAUCCUUAUUAGUAAGAUUUAUACUAUUCAAGAAACCCCAGAGCAAUUGCCAUUGUUGAUCGAAGAUGCUUCAAGAAGUGAAAAGGAAUCCGAGGAGUUAGGAUUGCCAGGUGUCAAUUUAGAUACUAGAUUAGACGCAAGAGUUAUUGACUUGAGAACCCCAACAAAUCAAGCCAUUUUCAAGAUUCAAUCUGGUGUUUGUCAAUUGUUCAGAGAAUUCUUGAUAAAGAAAGGAUUUACAGAAAUUCAUACACCAAAAAUCAUUGGUGCUGCUUCUGAAGGUGGUUCCAAUGUUUUCGAGAUUAAUUAUUUCAAAGGUUCUGCAUUCUUAGCUCAAUCACCACAAUUAUAUAAACAACAAUUGAUUGCUGCUGAUUUUGAAAAAGUUUUCGAAAUUGCCCCAGUUUUCAGAGCUGAAAACUCCAAUACUCAUCGUCACAUGACCGAAUUCACAGGUUUAGAUUUGGAAAUGGCAUUUGAACAGCAUUAUGAUGAAGUUUUGGAGGUCUUGGAAGAAUUAUUUGUGUUCAUUUUCACUGAAUUGAAAACCAGAUUUUCUAAAGAGAUUGCCACUGUUAGGAAACAAUUCCCAGUUGAAGAAUUCAAGAUUCCUAAAGAUGGGAAAAUGGUUAAAUUGCAUUUUAAAGAAGGUAUUGCAAUGUUAAGAGAAGCUGGUAAAGAUGUUGACGAUUUCGAAGAUUUGUCUACUGAAAAUGAAAAAUUAUUGGGUAGAUUAGUUCGUGAGAAAUACGAUACCGACUUUUACAUUUUGGACAAAUUCCCACUUGCUGUUAGACCAUUCUAUACCAUGCCAGAUUCAGAAGAUCCAAGAUAUUCUAACUCCUACGAUUUCUUUAUGAGAGGCGAAGAAAUCUUAUCUGGUGCGCAACGUAUUCAUGAUCCUAAAUUGUUAACGCAAAGAAUGAAGGAACAUGAAGUUGAUCCAAACGUUCCAGGUUUGAAUGAUUAUGUCGAUGCCUUUACAUAUGGUUGUCCACCUCAUGCAGGUGGUGGUAUUGGUUUAGAAAGAGUUGUCAUGUUCUUCUUAGAUUUGAAGAACAUUCGUCGUGCUUCAUUAUUCCCAAGAGAUCCAAAACGUUUAACACCAUAG